AUGGAGACACUCGGAUGCUACUGGAAGACCCUCACACGUGUCUGGAACGAGCACCAGGUCGAAUCUAACGGAGCUUACUCGGUCGAGCGGUUGAUCCACCUGCGGGACUACAGCGAACGUGUCACCACGACGCACUGUGUGUUUGUACUGAUACUAACCUCGCGGCCUCCAUUGCUACUCUGCGUAUUGCUCGAGAGCAUACCGCUGCGCUCAACGACCGACAGCAUCGAGAACAGCUUUUUGAUUGGGUGCGCACAUCAGUGA
This is a messenger RNA of Phytophthora sojae, 264 nucleotides long. RefSeq lists its product as hypothetical. The record is from RefSeq and is a predicted model, not a curated record. Bases 1 to 264 code for a protein of 87 amino acids. Lineage: Eukaryota; Oomycota; Peronosporomycetes; Peronosporales; Peronosporaceae. The transcript has a single exon.